CUUCCUCGAGCCGUCCCUGUCUUCUUGUUUGGCUAAAGAUGGCGUUAGCGGCUAACACAGGCGAUUGCAUUUUGUGUCACACAAAUUAUUCGAUCAAUGGUGGCACAGCAUCGAGCGGUCAUAGCUUUGCCUCGUCACUUAACAUGUGAAAAUAUGUUACAUUUGGCGAACACACGUCAGGUAGCUAGAAAAACGGUUGGCUGGCCUUCAGCACGACGUAGGCCUGUUUUGCGGGGAGCCGAGCGAAGCAACUGGAACUCCAUUUCCUAUCAGCCACUGCGGCAUCAGGCGGUACAGACUUCUUUUGUAUGGUGGGACUUGUAGUUUUGUGACCAUGUGAAACUUGACAAUAAUGUAUGAACGGACACUGUCAGACUGCAUUUGACCUGUUUUGUUGUUCAUAUAGCUAAUUAUUUGCUGGAUACAUCCAAGCAAUGCUACACGUUUGGGAUAACGUUUUCAUAAGUUAAAGCAAAUAUAUCAAAGAGAUAAGACUAGUGCCUGGCAAGGCAACCAUGGCUGCUUCUACCAUGCAAGUUGGCUGGAAGAAAUCUCGACCAUCUUCCAGGGAGGGCUCCCCAUCGUCACCAGAAUUAUCUUUGACAUGGUGUCUGGCCCACCUCUCCAAAGCCGCCCCUGGCGCCGAACACCCGGGUCAUGGAAAAGCAGAGUCGGGAGGUGUCAGAGAACUGGACAAGCGGUUCAGGUUCUCUCAGUGGCGAGCUCUGGUCGGCAUCCGGAUGCACCACAUAAAGGGCGACAAGGCUGGUAUCACUAGAUUCCGAACUCGGGACGGACUCCGACCCUUGUUGGACCUGCUCAGCCACCCGGAAUGCUCCGGGAAAACUCUGGAUCUGGCUCUCAGCAUCCUGGCCAACUGCUGCACUGAAUUCGAAACACGUACAGAGGUUCGUAAGCUCGAUGGAAUAAAUAUAGUUGUGGACAUCAUGAAGAGGAACGUGGCACAGGAGACCAUCCAGAACCGAGCUGCAAGAGCUUUGGGAAAUAUGGCAAUGGACUCUGAGAGCUCGGCGCUUAUCCACUCGGCAGGUGGCGUUCCUCUUCUCCUCCUCUGUGUGUCCUUGUCCUCCGCCCCGUCUUCCCCCCCUGCAGCUUCACCCAAAGACUCUUGUCCUAAACUGCAGCGUGCUCAGUCGGCCGCACGCGCCCUCCUCUACCUCUCAGAUACGCCCCCAAACCGCCUGGCGCUGCUCACCCAAGGGACCUUAUCGGCCCUCGCCCCCCUCAUCGCUUCAGAAUACCCUCAUGGCUUGCGGCGGGCAGCCCUCAAGACCCUCCACGAGCUCACCCGGGGAUGCAGCCUAAAAUGCGCCAGGGAGGUGUCUCGCUCAGGGGUCCUGACCCAGCUGGGCGCCAUGGCGUCCGAAGAGGCCGGGAAGCCUUUUGGGCAGCUAGCUCUGAAAACGCUAGCCAACGUGUGCUUUCAAGGAUGCUUGCGCCCGCUUGUGGGUUCCCUCGGCGUCAUCCCAAGGUUCAUGGAGGAGGUGAAGAAGGACCAGCUCAAGUCGGGAGUUUUCCUCAAGGCACUGUGCUUGUGUUGCAAGGAGGCGGUCAACCGGGUCAAGGUGAGCGAGAACGGCGGCUUGGAGGUGUUGAUCAGCUUUUUAGCCGCUCACCCGAGUCACCCGCUCUCGCGGAUCGUCAUUCUGGCCUUGGUGGACUUUGUUUUUGACGAGGACUCCCUGGAGCAGUUGCAGGAGUUGGGGCUGGUCCCCCUGCUAGUCGCCCGCCUCGUGGCACUCACCAGAGGGGAAGAGCCGUCACCUAAGAAGAUGGAUGUUGGCGCCACCUCCAGCUCGUCUCUCGCCGACUUCAUCUCGACGUCAUGCUUCGAGUCCUACGACUUCCCUAAUCUUGGGGAAGGAGAAUCCAGGAAGGAGGACGGCGGCAGGGAUCAAGGUUCAUCAAGCUUUUUAAGUCUCAGGUCCUGGCUGCUGUCCGAGGGAAUGAUCUCCUCUGAAGAGGACCUGCUGGACUCCUCAAGCAGCGCAGACGGGCAGUGGACGUCCUCUUUUCCUCAAGCCUCCCCAAAUCCUUUCAGCCUCUCCUCUUUCAACGCCGUUACUUCCUCUACCUCGAAAAAAGACACUCAGCUCACCUCAUCAUCGCCUUGGAAAGUCACUGAUUCUCCUCCCUCGAGUCCAGAACCACCACCACCACAAAACAGCCCCCCCACCACCACGACACAGAACCAGCCGGUCUCUCCUUGUGAGUUCUUGGACCCCUUGAGAAGGCGGCAGCAAUUGGUGCUUUCUUCGACCGCAAAGGUCACGCUUGACACUCCUCCGUCUGCCCUCCGCUCCCCGGUUUGCUGCCACCCGUAUCACCCCGAGCCCUGGACGCCCGAGUCGCCCAUCCUGCUGCUUCUCUCGCGCUUCUCGUACGUCGCCGACCCCACCCCCGCCCUGGUCUCCUUGGACACCGUGUCCGGCCUGCUCCACUACCUCACGCACCACAAGCACCCCCGGAGCUGCUGCUUCCGACUGCUGUGCCGCGUCAGUUGCAACCCCUACUGCUUUGAGACGUUGAUCCGCACCGGCUUGGUGCCGCUCAUUCACCACCGUCUUUGCCAGAGGGAGGGCGGGGCCGGAGGGCAGACGGAGCGAGUGAAAGCCAAAGUGAAACAACUCGGCGUGACUCUCCUCAAUAAUCUGCAAGUCCAGUCCGAGUCGAGUUUCGGUUCGGGUACGCUGUCUCACGUGAUGCGGACGGGCUCCGAUUCGCACAAAGUCAAAUGUGCGCUCGCUCUACCCUUAAUCAGCAGCAACAAGUCUCUGUUGAGGAAACUCCUCCUGGACACCGGCGGCCUCCUGUUGGCCCUGCAGCCUCUCGGUUGCCACGACAUCGAUGACGCUGACGAAGGCCACACCUGCGAAUGCGGGCGGCUGCUUUCGUGCUACGCCGGCGUGCCGUAUUCGGACCCGACCUCCACCCUCCACUCGUUGUAUUAUUAUUUCCUGGUCGGGUGCUUGUCUCCUCUGGUGACCAUCAUCAAAUCCGACCCUGACGCCAUGAAAAGCCAAGAAACGCACGACGCUGAUGCAGCAGCGCCCCCUCCCUCCAAAAAGCGUCGCCGCGCCGACACAUGCCCGUAUAGCACCUCGACCUUUGACCUCCUCCUGCUGCUGGACGACGGGACAGAAAUCCCGGCCAACAGGCAGGCCGUGGCCGGCCGGAGGGACUCGGACGAGGUCGGCUCGGAGUACUUCAGGGCUCUGCUGACGGGCGGAUUCGGGGAAGCUCACGCCAACGCCGGAGAAGCCAUCCGCAUCAAAGACGUGAGCAGAGGAAUGUUGCUACCUGUGCUGCAUUACCUGCAUGGAUGUCGCCUGGCAAAGAACGAGGAAAGGCGAUGCCAGUUUUUAGACACAUUGGUCCUGGAAGGCCUCACUUCCUGUCAAACAGACACUGAGAAGCUGAACUUCCAGAAGAAUCCAUUAGGCGAGUCCAUGGUAGGAGCUUGUCGAUUCCUGGCCAUGGAGAUGCAGAAAGAGUUGGAGGACCUCUGUGUGUCUCGUCUCCUGUCCCCCUCCCCCAACCAGACUGUAUCAGCCCCAUGUGAGUGGUCCUCUGAUGGGGCAGCCGGACUGGACCAAGACCACCUGAAGACUACUGAGGAGCACCUGGCUAACAGGACAUCUGAGCUGGUCUUGACUUGCGUGGAAGUGGAAAUCGAGAACCUAUCAGAAGAGAUGUGCGCGCUAACAAAAGGUUCCAGUCACCAAAAAGGAAGUAAGAAACCCAGAGGACUGAAACCGAACACAACUCCUAAAACCAGGCCAAGUUCAAAAUCAGUAUGCGUGCCAGGAGAUUCGGGAAUAAACGAGUUAAAAAGUUCAGCACAGCACCUCAAAUCACAAGCCGAUUCCCCCCCCACCUCGGAGCACAGAGGAGGAACAGGCGGAGGUGCCCGCCUCGCUCUCCUUCCUCAGGUGUACCGCUUCGCUCUGCACUACAACUACGCGGCGAUGCGUCGGGCCUCUCUCACGCUGCUGCUGGGCUCCCCGGACGGGGGGCGGCGGCUGUACCACUCCCCCCGCAAGACCGCAGAAUGCCUGCAACGAUUAGCGUGUCAGGCCGACUGCACGGACACGCUCAGACAGGAUCUACUCAGUCUGGCUGCAGAUGCUUUGACGUGAGACCACCCAGAGUCACAUGACUGAAAGUCGCCAUGUAAUACCUGUAUGCAUGUUGCUUUAUUUUUUUUAGAGCCUAAUGAUAUACUUCCGUUGACUCAUUUUGUUUUUUUUCAUGUUUUUUUUUUUUAAUGAGAGAUAUGAAUUGUCUAUCGCUUUGAUUUAAAGUCAUAUUGCUGGAAGUACCAGGAUUAUCAGGGUCGCUUGUUUAUUAUUUUGUAUAUAGAUAUCAGGUGGAACGGCAGCUGUAGAUUCCACCUGCCCAGUAUCAUUUGAUGCCACUGAAAUAUAAAAGACUUUAUCACACUCAAACUAAUGUUUUUUUAUUUUAUUUCAUGCAUGACUUUUAGCUUCACAAAAUGGGAAUUCAGUCAGAUAACACCUUGGAGGUGGAGACCCUUUUUUUCCUCCACUGGUUCUUGCCAUUGACUGACCUGGCAUCUG
This is a messenger RNA of Doryrhamphus excisus (bluestripe pipefish), 4601 nucleotides long. RefSeq names its product armadillo repeat containing 5 (gene armc5). The record is from RefSeq and is a predicted model, not a curated record. Gene Ontology annotation, biological process: anatomical structure morphogenesis. Gene Ontology annotation, molecular function: protein binding. Gene Ontology annotation, cellular component: cytosol. NCBI's taxonomy places the organism in Eukaryota, Metazoa, Chordata, Actinopteri, Syngnathiformes, Syngnathidae.